AUGGCUUCAUCAGAGCAAGGAAAGGACACCUUACCUACUCUCCAAUAUAAUGUAUCUUCUGGGACUCUGUACACUGGCCCUGCUGGCCUCCACCAUUGCACAGAAUGUUUCAACAAUAGCUUCUUUCACUCCUACAAUCGCUGUUUCUGCUCCUACAAUCACUGGUUCUGCUCCUACAAACACUGGUUCUGCUCCUACAAGCGCUGGUUCUGCUCCUACAAUCACUGGUUCUGCUCCUACAAACACUGGUUCUGCUCCUACAAACACUGGUUCUGCUCCUACAAUCACUGGUUCUGCUCCUACAAGAGCUGGUUCUGCUCCUACAAGCGCUGGUCCCGUUGCUCCUACAAGCGCUGGUCCCGUUGCUCCUACAAGCGCUCGUCCUGUUGCUCCUACAAGCGCAGGUCCUGUUGCUCCUACAAGCGCUGGUCCCGUUGCUCCUACAAGCGCUGGUCCUGUUGCUCCUACAACAGCUGGUCCUGUUGCUCCUACAAGCACUGGUCCCGUUGCUCCUACAAGCGCUGGUCCUGUUGCUCCUACAACAGCUGGUCCUGCUCCUACAAGCGCUGGUCCCGUUGCUCCUACAAGCGCUGGUCCCGUUGCUCCUACAAGCGCUGGUCCUGUUGCUCCUACAAGCGCAGGUCCUGUUGCUCCUACAAGCGCUGGUCCCGUUGCUCCUACAAGCGCUGGUCCUGUUGCUCCUACAAGCGCUGGUCCUGUUGCUCCUACAAGCGCUGGUCCCGUUGCUCCUACAAGCGCUGGUCCUGUUGCUCCUACAAGCGCUGGUCCUGUUGCUCCUACAACCGCUGUGCCAGCUCUUACAACCUCUGUUCCUGCUCCUACAACAGCAGCAACUGUCCAAUCUUCCAAACCAAGUUGCAGCCCAGCAACCGGAGCGUCUCUGUUGUGUUCUGUGGUGAUUCUUCUGCUCUACAGCCUGUAGUACUAAGUGGUGAACCCCCUCUGGCCUGGAGUUUGUAUUGUUCAGGACUAUAUAGACUGAGUGGCUAUGAAUGACCCGAGAGCCAAUGAACAAAGCAAAUAUGUAUCUGGAAGAUUGGAUUUUCCUCUACUAGAACACCAGUCAUUGAUGUUUCAUGUUAGAGGUUAAUCUUUGUAUAUGGACACGUUAUGAGAGAAGCAAAUUCUUCUUAUAUUUGAAUUUGGGUGGGUGGAUUGGAGGGAAGAAGGGGUGGAGGGAGGGGUUGGGGUUGUACUGUUUUCCUGUUCUCAUAUCUGAAAAUCUAUAAAGAAAGUACAACAAAAAACUUUUGUUGUAAACCGUCACCAAUGGGUAAAAACCUUUGGGCUAAGAGAUAUUGGUUGUGUUUUGAACACUGACAGUUUUACGAACUUGAUUCCACUGCCCUUUUAGACUUAUUCUUGUCCGUUUGUUUUAUUAAGUUGAAAUGCACUGAUUAGAGGGAAUGAGUUCAUGUUGUAGACAAUACACUUGAUUGUAAUCCAAUUUCUAUGUUAAUAAAUGCAUGUAUGGAAGUACAAUCAAAAACAGUAUAAUAAAAUAAUAGAAAGUGUGA
Molecule: messenger RNA, 1538 nt
Organism: Oncorhynchus tshawytscha (Chinook salmon)
Lineage: Eukaryota; Metazoa; Chordata; Actinopteri; Salmoniformes; Salmonidae
Exons: 3
Coding region: 1-1017 (338 amino acids)
Source: RefSeq, a predicted model, not a curated record